AUGGAUGUACGCGUUAAAUUCUCUGAAACAGAAAAUGCAAUGAUUAAAAUAGCUAGGCUAAUUACGUUGCAUUCGUUAAAGAUGAUGGUUAGUAAAUUCACGCGUGUUCCGAUGGAUUCAAUAACAAUAUAUGCAAAAGAUAAGCAAAUAACAGAAAACGAUAACAUAUUCAAUCUAAUCAAGCAAAAUGGAAAUGAAAUUAUCGUAAAAUACGUUGAUGCAGCUCAUUCGGUAAAAGAUAAAAGGGAUGCAACACUUUUCAAUAGCAUAACAGAAUCGUAUGCAAUAUGUAAUCCAAAGAAAUACGCAAAUGAUAGUACUCUUUCGCCGAAUCAAGAAUAUUUACUGAAUCUUGGCUUUAAUUCUUAUAUGGUAACAAAUGCGUUACAAACAUGCGAUAAUGAUUUAUCUAAAGCUUUAGGAUUACUUUUAUCUCAUCCUACACCAACACUUCAUAUAAAUGAAACGUCUAAAAGAUUUGCGGACGCUAAUUCUGAAAAAGUUACAACAGUAGAAUCUGAUUCUGAUGAAUCCCAAAGCGAAGCGGUAGUUUCUAAAGAGACUGAAAUUGAACAAGAAAAAAUAAAGAAAGAAGCUGCUCGUUUGGAAAAUCUAGAGCACAAUAUAUUCAAAGAUAAAGAAACAUAUCAAAGUGUUCUUAAAAUUAUUAAUAAAAUUAAUGAAAGUAGCAAAAAGUCAUAUGACCAAGAAAGCACAACUAACGAUCAAGAAGCUAGUGAUAAUGACUCUUAUUCAAGUACAAUGCAAAACAUGUCAAAUAAUCUGAUUACGAAACCACUGACUGGUCGUAGAUUCAGAGGUGUUACAGUAAUAAGACAAGUUCCAGAACCUAAAAGUUUUGUUGGUCAGAGUCAUGCCCCUCAGAUCCGCAGUCCUGAAAACAUUGUUACUUCUCAUCAACCUGUAGUAGAAACACCACAGAAAACUCAAUCUGUUGUUAAUCCCACACCAACGACUGCCACAACUCUGAAUCAACAACCGCAAAAUAACCCAAUUUUACAACAGAAUAUUACUCCAAAAUCUGUAGAAAACCCUCCUAAUCAAGCAAAUCCUGAAUCUCAGCAGAAAUCGGUAGUACAACAACAAAAAUUAUUGCAAGCAUACGCAAUCCAGAUGUAUAAACAAGAGCAACAGCAGAUGUUUCAGCAAAAUUCCCCACAAACAGCUCAACAAAUUCUUCAACAACUUGAGCAUCAAAAUCCAUCUAAAUCUGUUCAACAAAAUCCAAUACAAGUAAUGCCUCCAACCCAACAACAAAUAGCACCACCAAAUCCACUACAAUUAAUUCGGUCAAAUCCUGCACAAAUAGCCCGUCCAAACAUGUCAAAGCCUCCAGAACCAGCUAAACAAAAGCCAGUUGUUAAUUCUGAUGAUGAUUCAGAUGAUGAUGUCGAAAUAAUUGGUUUUAAGAAGCAUGAUGAUAUUAGUUCUCAACAGCCAAUUCUUAGUCGUCAACCUUUUUCUCAGGCUCCUAAUUCAUAUCCAUCAACAAAGGUCUCAACAGAAACUAAUACUAAACAAAAUAAAAUCACGAAAUAUAUGUUUAGUCAACAACCAAUAUCAAAUUCACAAAGUCCAAAUUCUUUCAAUACUUUUCAAAGUUCUCUAUCAAGAACGGAAAAUCUUAGAAUAAAAAUGUGCAUCGCUUAUGCUGCAACACCUGAUAAAUGGGACCAAAUCAUUCAAAAAGUGCCUGGAAAAACAAUUUUUGAAAUACAAAAUGAAAUUAUAUUAAUUCAAAAUAAUCCUAAAUAUUCUCGCUUCUUGGAGCCUGUUGAUACUGAAAGGGAGCCUCAAAAAGAAGAACUUGAAAAUAUUGCUAGGUAUUAUAGGGAAUAUAAUAAUAAUUAUGCGGCUAUUGCAUCAAAAUUGAUCAAAAGAACACCACAAUCUGUUGAAAAUAUUAUCAAGAAAUAUUUGAUGGUUAGAGUCGAAUGA
Trichomonas vaginalis G3 is the source of this 1959-nucleotide messenger RNA. RefSeq names its product UBA-like family. NCBI's taxonomy places the organism in Eukaryota, Parabasalia, Trichomonadida, Trichomonadidae. The record is from RefSeq and is a predicted model, not a curated record. Gene Ontology annotation, molecular function: protein binding. Bases 1 to 1959 code for a protein of 652 amino acids. The transcript has a single exon.